AUGGGCAGCAACCGGCGUGCUCCCGGGCAGCCGGACUGGGCGGGCAGCCUCCUCCGUGUCUGGGAGGUGGCGGCGCAGACGCCACUGCUGCCGCUGCUGCUGGUGCUUCUGGGCUGCCUGGGCCGCGGCGCAGUGGCGGAGGACGCAGAAGUCGACGCCGAGAAGUGGCUGCGGCUCUAUGGCUACCUACCGCAGCCCAGCAGCUACAUGUCCACCCUGCGCUCCGCCCAGAUCCUGGCUUCAGCCCUUGCCGAGAUGCAGCGCUUCUAUGGGAUUCCGGUCACCGGUGUGCUUGAUGAAGAGACCAAGGCGUGGAUGAAGCGGCCCCGCUGUGGGGUGCCAGACCAGUUUGGGUUGCAUGUGAAGGCCAACCUGCGGCGGCGGCGGAAGCGCUAUGCUCUCACUGGGAAGAAGUGGAAUACAUACCACUUGACCUUCAGCAUCCAGAACUACACACCCAAGCUGGGCUGGUACCACUCACUGGAGGCGUUGCGCAGGGCCUUCCAUGUGUGGGAGCAGGCCACACCGCUGGUCUUCGAGGAGGUGCCCUAUGAGGACAUCCGGCGGCAGCGGCAGAAGGAGGCUGAUAUCAUGGUACUCUUUGCCUCCGGCUUCCAUGGCGACAGCUCACCAUUUGACGGCACGGGUGGCUUUCUGGCCCACGCCUAUUUCCCCGGCCCCGGCAUGGGCGGAGAUACCCAUUUCGAUGCAGAUGAACCCUGGACCUUAUCCAACACUGAUGUGAAUGGAAACAACCUCUUCCUGGUGGCGGUGCAUGAGCUGGGCCAUGCGCUGGGGCUGGAGCAUUCGAACAAUCCCACCGCCAUCAUGGCGCCCUUCUACCAGUGGAUGGACACAGACAACUUCCAGCUACCCGAGGACGACCUCCGGGCCAUCCAGCGGCUCUAUGGCACCCCAGAUGGUCAGCCACGGCCCACACAGCUCCUCCCCACUGUGACACCACGGCGGCCAGGCCGGCCAGACCACCGCCCUCCUCGGCCCCCACCCCCAGGCAGGAAGCCAGAACAGCCCCCAAAGCCGGCUCCCCCUGCCCGGCCCCGAGCCCCGGCGCGGCCUGGCCAGUAUGGCCCUAACAUCUGCGAUGGGAACUUUGACACAGUGGCCGUGCUGCGUGGGGAGAUGUUCGUGUUCAAGGGCCUCUGGUUCUGGCGGGUCCGGCACAACCACGUCCUGGACAACUAUCCCAUGCCUAUCGGGCACUUCUGGCGUGGCCUGCCCGGUAACAUCAGUGCUGCCUAUGAGCGCCAGGAUGGGCGUUUUGUCUUCUUCAAGGGUAACCGCUACUGGCUCUUCCGAGAAGUGAACCUGGAGCCCGGCUACCCCCAGCCACUAACCAGCUAUGGCCUGGGGAUCCCCUACGACCACAUUGACACGGCCAUCUGGUGGGAGCCCACAGGCCACACCUUCUUUUUCCAAGAGGACAGGUACUGGCGCUUCAAUGAGGAGACGCAGCAUGGAGACCCUGGCUACCCCAAGCCCAUCAGUGUCUGGCAGGGGAUCCCUGCCUCCCCGAAAGGGGCCUUCCUGAGCAAUGACGGAGCCUACACCUACUUCUACAAAGGCACUAAAUACUGGAAGUUCGACAACCAGCGCCUGCGCAUGGAGCCCGGUUACCCGAAGUCCAUCCUGCGGGACUUCAUGGGCUGCUACGAGCACGUGGAGCCCGAGCCCGGGCCCCGAUGGCCCCACGUGGACCACCCGCCCUUCAUCCCUGACGGAGACGGAGACACGAUGCCGAGUGCAGGUGACAGCCAGGAGGAGGCGGGGCCUGCCAGCGAGGAGGACUUCGAGGCCGGGGAGGACCAGGAUGGGGGCAGCCGCGUGGUGGUGCAGAUGGACGAGGCAGCGCGGACGGUGAACGUGGUGGAGGUGUUGGUCCCGCUGGUGCUGCUGCUGUGCCUCCUGGGCCUCACCUACGCGCUGGUGCAGCUGCAGCGCAAGGGUGCACCGCGCAUGCUCCUCUACUGCAAGCGCUCCCUGCAGGAGUGGGUCUGA
Loxodonta africana (African savanna elephant) is the source of this 2016-nucleotide messenger RNA. It is a transcript of the gene MMP15, whose product is annotated as matrix metallopeptidase 15. Lineage: Eukaryota; Metazoa; Chordata; Mammalia; Proboscidea; Elephantidae. Gene Ontology annotation, biological process: extracellular matrix organization; collagen catabolic process; proteolysis. The coding region runs from base 1 to 2016 and encodes 671 amino acids. The record is from RefSeq and is a predicted model, not a curated record. Gene Ontology annotation, cellular component: extracellular matrix. Gene Ontology annotation, molecular function: zinc ion binding; metalloendopeptidase activity. The transcript has 10 exons.